Molecule: messenger RNA, 3817 nt
Organism: Enhydra lutris kenyoni (northern sea otter)
Lineage: Eukaryota; Metazoa; Chordata; Mammalia; Carnivora; Mustelidae
Product: alpha tubulin acetyltransferase 1
Exons: 11
Coding region: 37-1038 (333 amino acids)
Biological process (GO): alpha-tubulin acetylation
Cellular component (GO): microtubule
Molecular function (GO): tubulin N-acetyltransferase activity
Source: RefSeq, a predicted model, not a curated record
UGGUAUGGGGCGGGGUCUGGCCACGCACAAUGGGCCAUGGAGUUCUCGUUCGAUGUGGAUGCGCUGCUCCCGGAGCGGAUCACGGUGCUGGACCAGCACCUGCGACCCCCAGCCCGCCGACCCGGAACCACAACGCCGGCCCGUGUUGAUCUGCAACAGCAAAUUAUGACCAUUGUAGAUGAACUGGGCAAGGCUUCUGCCAAGGCCCAGCAUCUUCCUGCUCCCAUCACCAGUGCAUCAAGGAUGCAGAGUAACCGUCAUGUUAUGUAUGUGCUCAAAGACACUUCAGCGCGACCGGCUGGAAAAGGAGCCAUUAUCGGCUUCCUUAAAGUUGGAUACAAGAAACUCUUUGUACUGGAUGAUCGUGAGGCUCACAAUGAGGUAGAACCGCUUUGCAUUCUGGACUUUUACAUCCAUGAGUCUCUUCAACGCCAUGGCCAUGGGCGAGAACUCUUCCACUAUAUGUUGCAGAAGGAGCGAGUUGAACCACACCAACUGGCCAUUGACCGACCCUCACAGAAGCUGCUUAAGUUCCUGAAUAAACAUUACAACCUGGAGACCACAGUCCCACAGGUCAACAACUUUGUGAUCUUCGAAGGCUUCUUUGCCCAUCAACAUCGGCCCCCUGCUCCCUCCCUGAGGGCAUCUCGACACUCUCGCGCUGCUGCGAUUGAUUCUACACCCGCUGCUCCAGCAAGAAAGCUGCCACCCAAGAGAGCAGAGGGAGACAUUAAGCCAUAUUCCUCUAGUGACCGAGAAUUUCUGAAGGUAGCUGUGGAGCCUCCUUGGCCCCUAAACAGGGCCCCUCGCCGUGCCACGCCUCCAGCCCACCCACCCCCCCGCUCCAGCAGCCUGGGAAACUCACCAGAACGGGGUCCCCUCCGCCCCUUUGUGCCAGAGCAGGAGUUGCUGCGUUCCCUGCGCCUCUGCCCCCCACACCCUACCGCCCGCCUUCUGCUUGCUACCGACCCUGGGGGCAGCCCAGCCCAACGUCGGCGCACCAGUUCCCUUCCCCGCUCUGAUGAGAGUCGAUACUGACAGAUAGUUACCCCCUUCCCUCCCUGGGAGACCUGGAGUAGGCAGAGCCCCCUUUCCCUGAGAACCCCACAUCCACUCUUCCAUUGUAGUCCCCAGGUUCCAGUGGAAACUGACAGAGCUUGUAGGAUUCCCUCUUCCUCUUUCUUGGGCAAAGAUGUUGUUAGGGUCCCAGAUGGGCUAAUACUUUGUAGCUUUUCUUAUGUAGAAAGCACGCCUUCUUUCCUAAGUGGGCUCUGAACACUCCCACAGAUAACCUGAUUCACCGCCAGAUCCUGUGGUUGGGUGGCUCAUACUCAUUACCCAGAGAAGCACAUUCUUGCUUGCUGUUAGACUAUGGAACACCUUGGAAGGUCUAAGGGUCUCCUCUGCCAGGGAAACAUUUUAAGGAGUCUUGUCCAUGGAAUAAAUCCCACAGUCCUUCUACAGCAUUACUGGUGACUCUAAUACUGUUUUGUGCUGCCUACCACACUUAACUUCUCAGCCUGCUGAAGCCAACCGAUGAGCUCUGCUUCAGAGCAGUUCAGUGAUAAAGGACAGGGUCUUAAGACGACCAGGUCCCCAAAGGGAUCCACUCAACAUUGCCAAACUCUUAAUCUCCCCACAUUUUGUAUAUGUGUCCAGGAACCCCCAAACCGAUGUCUGCUUUGAGGCUCUAAAGACUUCCUACACUUCUAAAGAUACUACCACUUUCCCUAGAUCCAGAUUCUGUGAGGGAAUUAUUUCUUGGCAGUAGAUCCCAUUUAGUAUCCUGGAGUCACUCUUAGCCAUGUUUCAGAACAAGCCUUGAGUCUCAAGUAUCUGUUAGCUUCUGGGAUCCCCUCUUGCAUACACCCUGCCCCAGUAGCUAGAUGAUGAUAUAUUCCAGUCUUGUGAGAUUUUCUUGAGGUGGUAUGGGAACUCUCCCCCUGGCCUGCCUUCUUUUCCUCCAUAACAAGAACCUUCCCUGCUCCAUACCCAGGGUAUGGAACGUCUUCACCCUCCCUACUCUCUGAAUGUGUGGUAGAUCAGAUACUCCUACUGUGUUCCCACAUCCCAGUACUUGGGAGCAGGAUCUCCCUCUCUCCCAACUCCUUUUCCUUCUCCUUUUCAGUGUUGUCUGAAUAAAGUGUGCAUUCUUUUGUGUUUUUUAAAUGGACAUUUUCAAUGAAAAAAAAAAAUCAAAAAAAACCCCCAAACUUCAGGUCUCAGUCUCAUUUGUGUGUCACCUGAUUUUUUUCCUGGGAUCCCUGGCCCUCUGAUUCUCCUUACCUUUGUGAUCUGCUGGAUCUUAUGCAGAUUCUGUCUCCUGUAAUGUAGUUGCUGGAUCCCUCUGUAUAGGCUGCUAGAUGUACUCCCCCAUUGCCUCCAGAAAUCUCCAGCUUUCCGCAGUGAUGUCUACCCUUUAGCCUAGACCACCCAUUGCUGAAAUGUCAAUAUUAACCAACAUCUCUGGGAUCCACUCAUUGCCUCCUGACUAUUCCCUGGAUUCCGCUUCCCAUUCUGAUUUCCUGCCCCCACCACCACCCUUGGACCUCUCUCAAGACAAUUCCUUUUCCCCCUGAAUUCAGCCUUGUCAAUCCCUAUUUCCCUCUGGUCUGACGUAUCCUGUAAUUUAAAGUAACCAUGUUUUCUAAACCAAACACCAGGGCACCUGGUCCAACAAACUUUUUUGCCUGAGUCUGGUUUUCUGGCAUAAUUUCGAUAACAUUUACCCUUACUUUUAACACAUUAGAACUAAUAUCAACAAACCAGGACUACUCCAGAGAAAUCUUGGGGUAUGAAAUGGGCUCCCUCCCCUUUUCUGAGGCACAGCUUAGUUUAAAACCCCAUAGGAAAGGUGGUUACCCUUCUCUUUCUCCUGUAUUAUUCCUUUCAUUCCUCUCCUCUGAUUCCUUCAUCCCCACUCAUCUUUCUUCCUAUAGCCUCUUCCCCAUCAUCUCCCAUUUCUUCUACAGGGGGGCUCCCCCAGGGCUGGUAGCCCAAAGCUGCUGCUACAGCCGCCAUGGGGGGCUGAAUUCCUCAUCCCCCAAUACAGGUAAGUAUUCAUCCCUCCUUGCCCUCAAAUCAGGCUAUAUUGACUAUCUACUCCAGUCUUCCCAUACACAUGCCUGGUGUUUUCAUAGGCAACCAAGAAUCAAAGCAGGGGGAACAGGACACAGAGAAUAGGUGAGGUCUGAACCCCUCCCCUACCAGCCUCCCACCACCUCUGACUCCUUUUCCUAACAUCACUCUCAGCUCCUUUCUCCUCUGAACACCAGCUCCUCUCACAGAUUGUUCUACCUAACAUCCUAAUCUGAAACGCUCUUUUCCCAUAGGUUCAACUGGUGCUUACCUUUGGUACUCUCUGAGGGGUUUCAAAUUUGGACGUAGCCCUAAUGGUUUCAGCCUCAUACUCCCAUCAUAUGCCCUAUUCUACAUCAGGGCUAGACCUUGAAGAGUCUGAUCUUAAUUGCCACUUUAGUAUCCCUAUAACCCAUUCUCCAUCUCCCUCCCACCUACCAGGUCUGCCAGCGAGGAGCAGGUCUUGUCACAGGCUGGGUCUGGGGAAGAACACAUGCACACAGUUUCUCCACAGGCCCAGGCCCUACCAGCCCAGGCCUGGACAAUGGGUGGGAACAUAUUCAACGCCAGGUUCAUUCGAAACUUGCAGGAUCUUCGCAGCACCAGGCCUUGGUGACCGCAACCCCCUCUUACACCUUCAAAGUCAGUAUUCUCACUAUGGGAGGUAGCCAAAGCCCGCCCUCAUAAUGGAUGUAUUCAUUCGUUCAUUCAUUCACUCAGCAGGCUUUAUCAAUGCCAA